Messenger RNA from Pyrus x bretschneideri (Chinese white pear), 1211 nucleotides. RefSeq names its product 50S ribosomal protein L21, mitochondrial. Gene Ontology annotation, cellular component: ribosome. Bases 110 to 925 code for a protein of 271 amino acids. Gene Ontology annotation, molecular function: structural constituent of ribosome; RNA binding. Gene Ontology annotation, biological process: translation. The transcript has 5 exons. The record is from RefSeq and is a predicted model, not a curated record. NCBI's taxonomy places the organism in Eukaryota, Viridiplantae, Streptophyta, Magnoliopsida, Rosales, Rosaceae.
CCCAAAGAAAACCCCCCACCAAAUUAUGACCAACCGAAAUAUCGGCCACCUCAAAACCCCAAACUUGAGAAAGCUAAAACCCUAGCCCCAAAGAGCCAUAACGACGCUCAUGGCGACCCGACGGCGCCUCCAAGCUCUGACCCGCCACGCCUCCGCCUUCUUCUCCAAAAGCCCUUCAUUCCACUCCCUCCCACCUCCCCUCCCCAUCUACCAACCCCUCAAAACCCUCACCUCCAAUUUCUCCCUCAUUUCCUCCAGCCCCGAUCCCACUCGCUCACUUACCCGCCAUUUCUCGUCGAAACCUCGAAUCGGCGACGUAAAUGAAGACAAUGAGCACAGUGAAGAGGAGGAAGACGACGACGACGACGACGAAGAAGUUGGGGACAGUGAGGACGAGAGUGCUUACCGAUGCAGCGGUUCGAAAAGAGAGUAUACUCCAGAGGAAAAAGUGGCGGAGGCCGCCACCAUUGGGUACCAAGUGAUUGGACCGCUUCAGAGGUCUGAUCGGGUUUUCAAGCCGGUUUUCGCGGUGGUUCAGGUUGGUUCACAUCAGUUCAAGGUUAGCAACGGGGACUGCAUUUUCACAGAAAAGUUGAAAUUCUGCGAAGUGAAUGAUAAGUUAGUAUUGAACAAGGUUCUCAUGCUGGGCUCAAGUAGUCAGACAAUAAUUGGUAGGCCCAUAUUACCAGAUGCAGCAGUUCAUGCGGUUGUUGAGGAGCACGCAUUAGAUGCAAAGGUAAUUAUUUUUAAGAAAAAGAGGAGGAAGAAUUACCGUCGAACCAAAGGACAUCGCCAGGAAUUGACUAAGUUGAGGAUAGUUGAUGUUCAAGGAAUUGAGAAACCAGAGCCUGUAGUCACUGAAAAGCCUCCAAAGGCUCCAAAGGCACCCGGUAAGAAAACGGAAAAGGUUGCAGUUGCUGCUUAGGAUAGACAUUCACUAUGGCUGAACAUUAGCAAUAAUGGCACUCUGCUCAUAAUGUUGUGCUUUUAUGGUGAGCAUAAUCAGAUUCCUACGUUGCUCCACGCACAGUUUUGGCUGUCAUUCGAAAUAGAAAAUUUAGAAUUUAACCGGGGUGGUGGUUGUAGGAUUUGUGUCCCAAAUUUUUGCCAAUUUUAUCUUCUGUAUUUAGGAGUGCAAAUUAUGAAAUCCCCCUAGCUGAUUGAAUCGGUCUUGCUCCUCAUGAUCUUUAGUAAUCUUUUGUUUGUGCUCA